Cucurbitaria berberidis CBS 394.84 is the source of this 1213-nucleotide messenger RNA. RefSeq lists its product as uncharacterized. The transcript is spliced from 3 exons. The record is from RefSeq and is a predicted model, not a curated record. Bases 205 to 1068 code for a protein of 287 amino acids. Lineage: Eukaryota; Fungi; Ascomycota; Dothideomycetes; Pleosporales; Cucurbitariaceae.
GUACUGGUACUCAACCACUGGUACUGAUUCUAGAUCCCGGUACUGGUCCUCAACCAACCAGAAAACUCGUGGUAACAAUAUUUUCGAGUAAACAAAGACGCACUCUACAUUAACCUUCUCGGUGAACGGACCGAAAAAGACAUCGGAUUCCAGUGCUCUGUUAGCAGUGUUUCUUCUACAGUGGUAGAAAAAAGCAGCCCGAGGAUGCCAGGCCUGCGAAGCGGCGGCUCUAGCGACAAGGGAAGAUGUAAUCGACGCGAUGGUGUCGCUGGUAAGGCGCGCAUACAUCGACACUCCGGGACGGUGACACGGGUAUCUCCACGCCGUACAGUUUCAAGUGGUAGCAGGGCUCACAGUGCUACUUUUCGACGCAGCCCUGCCGAAGCUGCAAAGACUGUUGAAAGACGUAAUGCAAUAGAGAUCAGUAGCGCAUGGGAUAUGCUAAAAGUCUCCCCUACGGAGGAACUGUCCGACACAAGUGACACGGGCGAUGUCCAGCGUUUGCUAGGCGGUGGCAACACAGGAAGAGAGAUUUCAAGCAACGUUGAACACGAAGUAUUCGUGCAGGGAAAGGUCGCCAAAAACGCGCAACGCAACGCCGCAAUUACUCCCAAAGACGAAGCUCGAUCGAAACGCUUGAGAGGCAUAGAAGAGUCACGAAAAAGGAUGCAUCGUAUUAUUCGGCGAGGUGAAGGCGCAGUACUAGAUAAUAGCGGAUCUGACAGCAAAGAGACGGAAUGCAGUCCACAACAGCAUACAGAAAGGCGACACGGGAUAGAUGUUGACAGGCGCCCAUCUACCAUACGCAUCAUUCGGGACGACAGUGAUAAAGAAAACGGCGGUAGCGACAAUGUACACGGUCCACAAAUUGGAAAUACGGACAUCGUCAGAGGGAGCGGCAAUAGAAGGACGCCUAGGCCGCCUCGCAAGAACGGAGCAGUACAAAAUGAAGUUCCGGCACAGUUGGUACCCCACGGUGGAGGGUCACCGUCUAGCGGAGGCUUGCCUGAGACAGGGCGUAGACGAUGGUUCUCAGUUCUGAACUGCGGGUUGAGACAUUAUGAUUGAACGUGAGAUAACGGCAGCUGGUUAUUUUCUAAAUGAAAAUCAACGAAAUCGGAACAGAAGGGUUAGAGCAUAUGGGUUAUGAUGUGGAUUCAAGUGUAAUCGAUCAGAUAUUAGAUUGCUUAAACGCAGUGGAGAAGCGAAGACA